Molecule: messenger RNA, 1813 nt
Organism: Myxozyma melibiosi
Lineage: Eukaryota; Fungi; Ascomycota; Lipomycetes; Lipomycetales; Lipomycetaceae
Product: RNA polymerase III transcription factor IIIC subunit-domain-containing protein
Exons: 4
Coding region: 125-1717 (530 amino acids)
Biological process (GO): transcription initiation at RNA polymerase III promoter
Cellular component (GO): transcription factor TFIIIC complex
Molecular function (GO): RNA polymerase III type 2 promoter sequence-specific DNA binding; RNA polymerase III type 1 promoter sequence-specific DNA binding
Source: RefSeq, a predicted model, not a curated record
AAUACCUGAUUGCGGAGACAACGAAAUACUGAUAUACAUGUUCCCGAUAUAAAUAUGAUGAUUGCCAUAUAAGAGUCUAGUCACUUUAUUACUGUUUUGCGGAAACUGUAUACUCCUGUCCGCUAUGAGUUCUACGCUCGGUAGCGUUCCCCGGAUCACAUGCAUCGAGCACCCUGCUGCUGUCGUAAACACAGACAGUGCCAUUGAAACAGUCGGAGGAAAGCAGGCUAUUCGAAAAACCAUCAAUUCCAACGGCCAGACGCGUCUCGAACUACGGCUACGUCCAGCAGACGUGUUCCAGCAUCCGAUAUCCUCUCGCUCGGUGACCACGAGCCACUCUGUUGUCCUCAAAGUUCGAGUCAAACGAGCACAUCUGGAGGAGAAUGGACGGGACCUCCGUAAAACACUGGCGGCACAUCCAGAGGAGUACUCUGUUGCCCCUUCUGCCGUCAUCAACCAUUACGUCAGAUUUAGAGAGCUUGCUGACUUUCAGUACAACACGAUCAAUUCGCCCUUUGUGUCUCAAGUCCGAGAUACUCUAUACAAAGGCGACUACGAAGUACUGAAAACCCUCGACUUGAGCGAAGACUCCACCGCGACCUCAAACGACAGAGACUUACCACCGCCACCGCGAUUUUCAGCCAUCGUAACUCCGUUCAGCUACGAAUACCGCCAAAACCCCGCCGUCACAACAGUCACAGACGCCUCCGGCGAGACGAAACUCGUUAAUCGACAUGUGCCGCAGAGAAUUCUGGUGAAACGAAUGCGGUGGGCCGACAAGGAGUCCAUUCCUGGACCAGAGUACCCGGAAACACAUCUCCCGCCCCUGAAAGCGUUUACGCAUCCGCAAAUAGAGGAACUGCUAAACACACUGAAAGCCGCAUUUGAAGAACGGCCUAUCUGGACGCGUCGCGCACUUGAAGCAGAAAAGAUCACUGAAAGUUUAGCAAAUGUGUGGCUGCACUUUGGUAAGCACCUGAUUGCCUACGUCGCCUACACUUGGAAAACGGGACCCUGGCGGACGACAUAUACGAAAUACGGAAUCGAUCCCCGCACCGACCAGAAAUACGCAAAGUACCAGACAGAGUACUUUCGUAUAACAACCAAGGAUGAGGAAGAGAUGAUUUCAUACAAGAAGCAAGGCUGGAAGACUAGCACAGGAAGUCGAGAUGACGAUGACCAGAAAGAGGACAACGGAGAUGGAUCGAGCGCUGUGCCGAAACACGUGUUUGAUGGCGUUCAUUUGCCUUCAGGGCGAAGUUUCCAGCUUUGCGAUAUAUCUGAUCCGGUACUGUCAGAGCUGUUAGCUAAUAGUUCUAUGCGGGAGACGCCCACAGAACACGAUGGAUGGUAUAAGGCUACUACGAUGUCGAAGCUGCGCAGGCUGGUAAGGGUCAAGCUGAAGGCGUUGUAUGUUGGGCAGGUUGUUAAGCAAAUGGAGGUAGCUAAGAUUCUGGAGGAAGAAAGCCAGAGUGAAGACGAGGCAGCACCACGCGCUGGAAAAGAUACAGAGAUUGUGCAAGAGUCCGCAGAUAAAGAAAGACAGGUUCUGGAUGCGGUAUCAAAAGUAAGCGCUGGCGGAGGUGAUAAGCUGAAGGAACUCAUGGGGAUUCUUCAGCAGCAGGAGGACCAGGACCAGGACGAUGAGGGGGAGUAUGAAAUCUUUGAUGAUGAUGAGGACGAUGAGGAGGAGGAUGAUGACGAUGAAGAUCAAUGAUGUGUAUAAUAUAUUCGUGUGCGCCUUUACAAGGAGUGAAACAAACUAGCAGGUGUAUGAUCAAUUUAUAUAGAAGGAUAUGCAAUGCAAUACUUA